AUGGCAACGCCCAAAUUUCCACGCGGCGAUGAGAACGCCCCACCACGCAAAAAGUCUCCUGUCAAGAACAUUCAAACUGGCUCGUCAUCAUUGCGAGUCCCAGAUGGAUCAAAUUCGCCUUUCAGCCCGACUGCCGCCUCUUUUGUUUUGGGAGAAGUCACCCACAACGAAACUCACGCAACGCUCUACACCUCAAAGAUUCCUUUCUACCACCCACCGUACGAAAAUCCCAUCGACGGGCGAUACUGCCUCCACUUCGACACAUCCGCCGAGAUGAAGAAAUUUCGCCCGCAAGAAUACGAAGCCGACCCCAAGGGCAUGUUCUCACGCGAAUUCAUUCAGAAGAUGGUACGCAUGAUGGAUUCGCUAGAGCCACCAGUCUCUGCAGGUCUGGAACUUUGCACUUGCGUAACCUCUGCUGCUCGUGCUWCUGCUGCCGCGAACCGCGAUCCCGAAGAGUCGCCACCACUCUUCUGUAUCGAUUUUGGAACUACCGAAGGUCGCGAUAUGUGCGAAGUCUAUGAUGCUUUCAAAGACCUACUUGAGACAGAAUUUCCUCGCGCAAAGUAUCCCGAGUGCUAUCCGAAAAACGGCGAGUUGAUCAUCCGCUUCAUGGCCAGCUAUGGAGACAUGCCUUUUGCGCAAGGAAAAGCCAAAAUGUCGCUCGGACAACAGCUCCUUACUCCACCAGAGCCGUCCAAGGCCCUGCCACCAACUAUCGAAAGGGAGUAUCAACACGACAGAGUCCCCGGCGCCAUUCAGUCCAAGAUCUUCGCCGAGCCUUACCGCGAAUUCUUUCCACCAGACGAGAAUUUGUUUGGCGCCUCUCUUUCAGUGUACGGUCAGCGUGGACAGAAUGUAGUUGGGACAAUGGGAUGCUUCGUCUAUCUAGUAGAUGACCGCACUGGAACUUUUGUGCUUGAUGAGAAUGAAAAUCCUCAGAUCUUCGGUAUGACCUGCACACAUGUCGUGCAAAACACGUUCGAAGAGUUUCAUGCAGGGAUCGACGCCCCGAUCGUGAUGGCAUGUCUGAGCCGACGGGAUCGCGAGAAUACCUACUUCUCACAGCUCCAUCGGCGAGAGCAGAUGCAUGAGGAGAUAAAGCGGCUUGCCCCUAAAGCAAUUCAGUACAAGCCGGGCCGGGAUCAAUUUGAGGGUCUUCUCGACGAUAAGAAUCUAGAGAUCAAACAGGCGUUCUACACUCGCGAAAUGAUGAAGCAGCAAUACCUGAAAGACGAGAAGAUCAAGUACGAGGAAGUUGCUGAGCGACGCAUUGGGACUGUCUUCUUGGCGGGAGGCCGCCACCAAGUUGCUAUCACGGGACAGCUUGAAGGGUUCGAUAAACAGCCAGGUCGUGAUACCAUUAUCUCUGACUGGGCUCUCAUCAAGAUGGACCCGAGCGUGUAUCCCAAUUGCAAGAAUCAAUUUCCAGAAGCCAAAUUCCCGCUGUGGCACCCUGCAGUUGCCGACACUGCCCGAUGCCAUCGCUCUCUCACAUCCGUCAAGCCAUUGAAGCCUGAAACAGUCAUCGUGAAGGCUGGCAGAUCGACCGACAUUACCUAUGCGAAGGUUGGAAUAGUCAGGGAGCGGUACAAUGGAGACGUGAAAGCCUUUGACGGCUCCUACGAAUGUUGUGCUUCACCAUUUGAGCCAGGUGCAUUUUUCUCUCGCGAGGGAGAUUCAGGAGGUGCAAUCAUGGAUGUGAGCGACGGCGCGCUGGUUGGGAUCGUCAUGGGUGGGCGUAAAAACGACAUCACCAGAAACUACGUCCUGCCCAUUCAAGUCAUCGAGAUGGAACUCAAGAAGWCUGGCUACAGCCUGAAACUGCACAUGGGUCAUCUUGACGACAUUCCAACGAUUUCGGAGACUGUGAUUAACGCUGCUCUAGCACGAGCGACAGCAAAUGCUGUCCCGGGACAGGCGUGGGAGGAUGGAACUGRCGGGCAUGUCCUUUCAUGUGGCCAUCACCGCGACGGAGAGCUCUGGUAUCACGUCAAGCCCGAAGGAACUGAGCAGACAGUACAGGUGCCAAGACAGAGCUUGAACAAGACCUGGCAAAAGGCCAUCUCGGCUUUUGAGGCGAAGGUCAAAGUUUCUCAAGGAACACCUCUGAGAAAGAGACCAGUCGCCACCACAGGUUUUGACGACUCCCCUGGUGUACAAGUGUCGGAGAGGGUCAAGCAGGCAAGGGGAUUGCGAGACUUGCCCAACAGAUCAAAAUGA
Ramularia collo-cygni is the source of this 2223-nucleotide messenger RNA. RefSeq lists its product as uncharacterized. NCBI's taxonomy places the organism in Eukaryota, Fungi, Ascomycota, Dothideomycetes, Mycosphaerellales, Mycosphaerellaceae. Bases 1 to 2223 code for a protein of 740 amino acids. The transcript has a single exon. The record is from RefSeq and is a predicted model, not a curated record.